GUCCUCCGCCAGCAUCGCCUUCUCCACCGCCUGCAUGUGAGUCCCUCCUCCCUCUUCAUCCACCCACAUCCUCCACCACCACACUCCCGGCAAGAUGAAGACGACGUGGAAGGAGAUUCCUCCGGUGCCGACGUCGCAGGAGUUCCUCGACAUCGUCCUGAGCCGCACCCAGCGACGACUACCUACCCAGAUCCGAGCAGGUUUCAAAAUCACCCGCAUUCGCGCCUUCUACCUUCGAAAGGUCAAGUUCACCUCCGAGACCUUCGCCGAAAAGCUCUCCUCCAUCCUCGACAACUUCCCCCGUCUCGCAGACAUCCACCCGUUCCACAAAGAUCUGCUCAACACCCUCUACGAUGCCGACCACUUCAGAAUCGCCCUUGGGCAGCUGAACACAGCAAAGGGCCUGAUCGAGACGGUGUGCCGGGACUACUUGAGGCUAAUCAAGUAUGGCCAGAGUCUGUUCCAGUGCAAGCAGCUCAAGCGUGCUGCCUUGGGUCGGAUGGCUACCAUUUGCAAGCGCUUGAAAGAUCCUCUCGUUUAUCUGGAACAGGUCAGACAACAUCUGGGCAGAUUGCCUGCCAUCGACCCUAACACACGCACACUGCUCAUCUGCGGCUACCCAAAUGUGGGCAAGAGCUCGUUCUUGAAGAACAUCUCGAGAGCAGAUGUGGACGUGCAGCCCUACGCCUUCACCACCAAGUCCCUGUUCGUCGGGCAUUUCGAUUACAAGAUGCUGCGUUUUCAGGCAAUUGAUACCCCCGGAAUCCUGGACCACCCACUGGAGGAGAUGAAUACAAUUGAAAUGCAAUCCAUCACCGCAAUCGCCCAUCUCAGAAGCGCGAUCCUCUACUUCAUGGACCUGAGCGAACAGUGCGGAUAUAGCGUGUCGGCACAAAUCUCGCUCUUCAAGAGUAUUCGCCCCCUUUUCGCGAACAAGCUGGUCUUCAUUGUCAUCAACAAGAUCGAUAUCACCCGACCGGAAAACCUGGAUGAGGAGACACAGAAAGAGUUGCAAGAGCUUGUGAACAGUGGCGGAAAUGUCGAAAUGCUGCAGCUUUCUUGCGCAACCACAGAAGGGCUGAUGAACGUGCGGAACGCAGCUUGUGAUCGGUUGUUAGCAGAGAGAAAUGCGCAAAAGCUUCAAGCAGGAACCAACGCAUCUGGUGAAAUUACAGGAAGACUUGGCGAGGUGAUGAAGCGUAUUCACGUGGCACAGCCCAUUGGCGGGAUUGUGCGGGAGGCAUACAUUCCAGACGCGGUCAAGGAGAAGGUCAAAUACGACAAGAACGACCCCGAUCGCCGGAAACUGGCUCGCGACAUCGAAGAAGAGAACGGAGGUGCUGGCGUAUACAACGUCAACCUCAAAGACCAAUACCUCCUCGAGAACGACGAGUGGAAGUACGACAAGCCACCGGAAGUCUACCUUGGUCGCAACGUGGCAGAUUACAUCGACCCCGACAUUGAGGCCAAGCUCGCCGAGCUCGAGGAAGAGGAAGCCAGAUUGCAAGACGAAGGUUACUAUGACAACGAAUCCGACGAGGAAUUGGACGAUGCAGAGACCGCAGAUAUCAAGUAUAAAGCCGAGUUGAUCCGGGAAAAGCGACAGUUGAUCCGCAACGAGAACAAAAUGAGGAAGAGCCUCAAGAACCGCGCCCUCAUCCCACGCAGCAAGAAGGCCGUGCAGCUCGAGAAGAUGGAGAAGGGUCUUCAGAACGCCGGCUACGACACAGCCGCCAUCACGGAGCGUGCACGCUCCUUGUCUCGGCCGCGUGGACGAACCUCGUCGACGGGCCACGGCACACCUGCUGCUGGCGAUGACGACAGUAUGGAUGUGGAUCAAACUCCCCGCCAACGUCUGGCGCGCUCCAUCUCCGUGGCGAGACAGCGCAGUCAGUCCGCAGUGAACAGGAGAGAAGACGGCGUGACGAGCGUGACGGCGAGAAGCAAGGCAGACAAGCUGGCGAAGCUGGGACAGAAGAAGAUGAACCGCAAUGCUAGGCAAGGUGAGGCGGACAGGCACGAGACUGCCGCGCUGCCCAAAUGGCUGCUGGCUGGAAAGCGUGGCAACGGUAGCACGAGGAGCAGGUAGAUUACUCUUACAUGGAUCUGGGAGGUUACGAGCGUGGAGUUACGGGCUGCUGAAUGCAAUGA
Messenger RNA from Neohortaea acidophila, 2151 nucleotides. Its product is annotated as putative nucleolar GTP-binding protein. Gene Ontology annotation, cellular component: nucleolus. The transcript has a single exon. Lineage: Eukaryota; Fungi; Ascomycota; Dothideomycetes; Mycosphaerellales; Teratosphaeriaceae. Gene Ontology annotation, molecular function: GTP binding; GTPase activity; RNA binding. The record is from RefSeq and is a predicted model, not a curated record. Bases 95 to 2089 code for a protein of 664 amino acids. Gene Ontology annotation, biological process: ribosomal large subunit biogenesis.